CAGCGUGUAGUAGCAACUUACUGACAUCAUUUACGGGUGCAAAAACAGCGGCGGUAGUCUGAAAGCGAGGGAAUGCUUUUGCACACAACUCUGGUGAAGCAAGCUCUCGCUGCGACAAUUGUUGCUCGCUAGGCGCCUACCGAACCUUUCUUUCAGAGGAAGGAAGCCUGGGCACUCCGACGGCUGAUCGAGUUUACGCGGCACAAGGAACGACCAGACAGCGCCACCUACAAACUCACGCUCUGGACCGCCUGUUCAGUGACAUUGUCGGCUACAAAAACGAAAUUCGAAAUUUAACGAAUUCGUUAAUAUGGACCGGGAGUCGCAGCAUCUGAAAAUUCCCUGCGGAGCGGACAACGAUAACAGGGAACACGCUGAAACCGAGUCAGGCUUGGAGGACAGCAGGCUUCCUUCGGAGUUAUUGGAUAGCCUGGAGCGACAAGAUACCACGCGGUCCCCAGAGGUCUGCGCAGAAAAAAGUGGUGGCGCCUACCAAAUGGAAGAAAUUGAGAGGAACGCUGUGGCCGAUGUACCAGAAGGAACAGGGCCUCGGACAAAUGUGCACGACUGUCAAGGCACUGGACUAGUAGGAACCACCGGUGCUGCCCGCACUGACUCGUCUAGAUCCGAGGACGGCCAAGAAAGUGCUUCUAACGUGGAGCGUGAACGUAGGCAGCAGGAAGGGAGCACUCCUGAAGGGAAUGCCUCCAUGGCAGCAUGUACUAAACGAACAGAGGCAGAUAAGUGCUUCACGAUAUCGACUGACAGAGAUCCUUCCAGACAUGUCUUGGAUGGGGAGCCCGUCGCCGACAAGACUACUGCUCGAUCGAAAAAUGACUUGGCUCAAACUGCACAGAGCGCGAGCUGCGGCGAACUGGGCACCACUGGGAACAGGGCGAAUGGUGAUAAGAAAAGUAAGUGUACGGUGGGAAACGUUCAAUUAGUCGACGCUAGUGCUGGGGACGCGGCGAAUGCAGAGGCUGGCAGUUUGGAAUCAAAGGCGAGCGAGAAGCAAAGCAGCGUGCAAGGCCGCUGGUCUGCUUGGAAUCAGUACAUCUCUCACGAACUCAGUAUGCCCGUGCGGAGAAGGCCGCCGCAAGAGGCAGCCGGGCCACCGCUAUCGCUUACUGCGGUUGGGCAGAGGCUGCUUCAAGUCUUCCGAGAGAGGCAAGAGACCGCGCAGAGCAUUGCUCGAGAGCGCAACGAAGAAAAUUACAGUGUCAUGCAGGAAAUGCUGCCCGAGUUGCGUGUGCCUGGACACAAAACUCUUCAAGAAUGCCAGGAAGAGCUUGCACGAGCCACUGCGAUGACUCCGCAGGAAAGUGAGGAUGGGCAGCCACAAGCAGCUGCAACAGUUCCGCAGAAAUGUCAGGACAAGCCGUCCCGGCUAACUACAAUGAUUCCUGAGGGCUUCAUGGAGAUUAUUCCAGGACCCGCUCCAACGAUUCCUGUUGGCUGCCAGGACAUGCCGUCGCGUCCCCAUCCAAGAGUGCCUGAGGAUUGCCAGAACACGCUGUCCCAUUCCGCUUCACUGAUAACUGCGGGUCUCAGGGAGUCUUCAAAUACUUCCACAGCAAUUCCUAAGGAUAACCAGGACGACACGCCAUGGCCUUCUGCAACGAUUCCUGAGGACCGCCAGGACGAGCCGCCGCGACCAACUGAAGCAGCUCUUGCGGGGUUUCGUGCCGUACCUCCAAGGACAACUGCAACGAUCCCUGAUUAUCGCCAGGGUAAGCGGUCGCGACACUCUCCACCGCCACCAGCGCAAGUCCGUGAGGAGCAAUUAGUUUCCGCUUUCAAUGAGCAGGCAUCAGCUUUUAAUCUUAUUCGGCAGUCCCGUGCGUCGGCUUUCUCGGUUUUCCGGAAGCUUGACUUUGAAAAGAAGCCUUCGCCUCUUGCAGUAGCGUCCGCGUCCACCGUCGACCUUCCCCGCGAAAAUCCUACUUCGGCCAAGAAAGCAGGGCAUCCGGUAGUGAAGUGUAUUGACUUUUCUCUAAAUAUUUCUCCGAAAAAAGAAACUGCUUCCCAUCAACGCGCAGUCGCAAAGCGUAGCUUGAGUAGCGACUCCGACACAACUGACGAGACGUCCUCCGUUCGGCCUCCCGAAUCAAAGAGGCGUGCAGAGGAAGCAUUACGUGUAGGAGAGCAGCAAGAUACUUCUGAUGAUAGUAUUCCAACCCCUCAAGCUCUGUCACAUCAGAGCGCUUUCCGAGCGAUUGAAACGGCUCCCGUAGCAGGCACGUCAGGAAUGCAGGGUUCAAUAUCGCGUCCGGUGCCUAUGCGAGUACAGCAGGCUGCAAAAAAGCCGUCGACGGGACCCUCGGAAGGCACCGCUGUGGGCAAGCAGCCACAAUUGAUUGUGCAGUCGAGUACAAGUGCCUCAUCGUCGUCAGAUAGUGGUGUCACUGCGAGUAGCGACAGCUCGAGCACCGAUAUGGACGCGUUCUCGGCGCCCUCGACUAGUAGCUCUGCAACUACCGGUGACAGCGAGCAUCAGCCUAAAGAGGAGGACAUAUCUUCAACAAGUGAUUCGGACGGUUUGAAAACCGCCGCAGGCUGGUUCAGAGGUACCAAGGCACAACGCAAUGUGAAAGAUGGGAGUGAGCCUAGCCGUCGUACCUCUGUAGUUGAGAAAAGUAGCGCAGUUACGGAGAGCGGUGACACCGAGACUGACAGUACUAGCCCCGCUGGAGUGAAACGAGGAGGACCAGAUCAUCCGGAUACUUUAUUCGCGCUGACCAACCGUCUUAAAACUCCAGACUUGAAGGGUAAUCGCUUCGGCGCCAGUCUUACCUGCAGUGACAGCAGUAGCGAAGACGAUGAGCUGAGCCCUAAAUGCUGCAGUAGUGAAAAGAAAGGCAAGAACAAAGGUGCAGCAAGGAGCUUUGCUACAAGGAGCGGCAGCGAGUCACCCACGGAAACCACAGGAGACGGAAAAACAGCUGCUCUAUCCAGCAUUGAAGUUGCUAGGGAUUUACAGGCAGCAUUCGAAGACGGUUGCGCUUCUUGUAGCGGUUUCGGUGCGGAAGCCAGUAGUGCGCUGGCUAGCUCAUCGGUAGAUAGGUCUAGGAACUUGAGCGGAACAGAGAGCAAUAUAUCUACCUGCUCGCGGUAUGGCGGUGCCAGUUCCAGUAGCGGCGACGAGCUUUCGCUGUUCCACUUUUCAUCGGAUGAUGAACCUGCUGCUGAAGAUGUUGAGCCAAGCACGGAAGGGAGUGACGACGUCAUUACUUUCUGAAUGACUGACCGCGAGUCAAGCGAGGCGAGUGCUACAGCACACUCGCAACGGUGCGACUCCUUCCUUUGAAUGAUCAAAUGUGCGAGAGGGCACUCUCCUGACUAAGCGUAGUACAGGUGUGCAGAAUGAAAGACGGGCUGGACUGUGCGAGGAGUGCAGUGCGACAUAGACAAUUGCGAAAACUGCUGUUUCAGUGUGAGUGGUGCUGCAUGGAAUCGACGCUCAGCAAAUAAAUUUUCUACACAUGGU
Molecule: messenger RNA, 3487 nt
Organism: Dermacentor andersoni
Lineage: Eukaryota; Metazoa; Arthropoda; Arachnida; Ixodida; Ixodidae
Source: RefSeq, a predicted model, not a curated record